CACCUUUUUCUCUUCUUCCUUCUGUCAUUUCCUCGUACCUUCCCUCAUGAAAACCCCAACUUUUUAGCUGCAUGGUUGGGUUGUCAAUUGUAAUGGUUUGCUGAACACUGGCACAAAAGUGUAGGUCAAACGUGUCCUUGCUUGAAGGACCUUCGCGGUUGACGUGAAGGAAUUAGGGUUCGUAUCGGAGAAAUUAGGUUUAUUCAUUUCAACCUCGAUGGAGGUGGUCCGUUACUGCAACUGUGACGGAUUCCGUAACGGCUCCGGUGUUUGUAGAUUGUGCCGCAGCUCUGUCCCGGCUUCAAGCGGAGUGUCACCCCCUCAUUCUAAUGUUCCAGCAAUGUCAAGUGGUGAUGACGGGGGAAUCGAAGACAGGGAGAAUGGGAUGUCUUACUAUAUUCCCAAAUUUUUCGUUGCGGCUCUGUCUGGAGCUCUUACAGGACUUUUUGCCCUAGCUGGGGCUUUCACAGGAGCUGUCACUGGUGCAUUAGCAGGUCGAGCUUCAGACGGCGGUGUCCUUCGCGGAGCUGGAUUGGGAGCUGUUGCUGGGGCUAUCCUCUCUGUGGAGGUUUUGGAAGCUUCUCGUGCUUACUGGUGUUCGGAGCCUUCUGUCUCUCGGAGCUCAUCAUCUAUGGCAGAUUUUGUUGAGGAACUUCUCCACGGGAGAUUUGUACAGGAACAAUUUGCUCCCACAAUGUUCACAGCCUACCGUUGGCAGGUGAGAAUUGCUAACACCAGUUAUGAUGAGAUUUAUGAUAUAUAUGGCGAAUUGCCCUCCAUAGGGUUGUCAGGGGAGUCAUUGGAAAAACUGCCAUGGCAUGUGAUCACAGAUGAAGAGAAGGCAAAAUAUGGUGAUACCAUCUGCUGCACAAUUUGUUUGCAGGAUGUUGAAGUGGGGGAAUCUGUUAGGAGCUUGCCACAGUGCCACCACACAUUUCACUUGACAUGUGUAGACAAGUGGCUUCUUGGACAUGGUUCGUGCCCAGUUUGCAGACAGGAUGUCUUGUAAUCUCUAGUUUUAUGUAUAGAAAGGGUCAAUAGUGUUGGUCCUCUUACCAGCCUUCAUCCAAUGCUGUUCUAGUAUAUAUGUCUAUUUUUUUUGGUUUAUACUGUUUUAGUAUAGAUUUCUGUGUAUGUAAUUAUGUAUAGGGAAAGGGUUCCUCAUGAUGUCAGUGUGGGG
Molecule: messenger RNA, 1180 nt
Organism: Telopea speciosissima
Lineage: Eukaryota; Viridiplantae; Streptophyta; Magnoliopsida; Proteales; Proteaceae
Product: NEP1-interacting protein-like 2
Exons: 5
Coding region: 218-1009 (263 amino acids)
Source: RefSeq, a predicted model, not a curated record